AGAGCGGCUGCAUGGGGUGGGCGGAGCGGAAGAAUACACGGCUAAACACCCAACGUCACCAGAACCUCGAUUCAACAUCCAACACGGGACGAACAUGUGUAAACCCGCGCCAUUGAGCAGAGGCAGGUGGAUAUUCUUAUGAACCGUCUUGGAUGCCCAAGUGAAGAGAGCUUGGCCAUGGGAGGAUAGCCGUGCCGGCGGGUAAAUAGGGAGGGAGCUUGUCCGGUGGGAGGAUGAGGGGAGGAAGGGAACCGUGGGGCAACAGGAAUACCCCUCCAUUCAUAAGAACGGGACGGGUCAUAUGAAAUACAAUCCAUUGAACCAUUUAUUUUUCUUUUUCCUUCCAAAUCCAUCCAAUCAUCCAUAUACCGACGAAAAAUAUAUACCAUACACACGUGUUUUUAAAGUAAAAAAGAAAGAGAAAGGAACAAUAUGGCGGACAAAGACCCCAUCGUCACCCACAUCUUCACCGCAGACCCCUCGGCCCAUGUCUUCAACAACAAACUCUACGUCUACCCUUCGCACGACCGCGAAUCCAACAUCCCCAACAACGACAAUGGCGACCAAUACGACAUGAACGACUACCACGUCCUCAGCAUGGACUCCGUCGGCGGGCCCGUAACCGACCACGGCGUCGCCCUCCGCCAGGAAGACAUUCCCUGGGUCAGCAAGCAACUCUGGGCCCCGGACGCCGCCACCAAGAAUGGAAAAUACUACCUCUUCUUCCCGGCCCGCGACAAGGAAGGCAUUUUCCGCGUGGGCGUUGCGGAGGGAGAUACCCCCGAAGGCCCCUUUAAACCCGAGCCCGAACCCAUCAAGGGAAGCUUCAGCAUCGAUCCCGCCGUCUUCGUCGACGACGACGGCGCCGCGUACCUGUAUUUCGGCGGUAUCUGGGGCGGACAGCUGCAGUGCUGGCAGACGGGCAAGUUCGAGCGGAGUGCGUACGAGACCAUGGAGGCGCAGUCUGGUCCUGCCCUAUGCGCCAAAGUAGGCAAGUUGACGGAGGACAUGAAGAGUUUCGCCGAGGAUGUGACUGAUGUUGUUAUUCUGGAUGAGGAGGGCAAGCAGCUUCAAUCGCAGGACCAUGAUAGGCGGUUUUUCGAGGCGGCGUGGUUGCACAAGUACAAUGGCAAGUAUUACUUUUCGUACUCGACGGGGGAUACCCACUAUCUUUGCUAUGCGAUUGGAGAUAGCCCCUUGGGUCCGUUUACGUACGGUGGAAGGAUUCUCGAGCCCGUGAUUGGGUGGACGACACAUCAUAGUAUUGCCGAGUUCAAGGGCAAGUGGUAUUUGUUCUACCACGACUCGAGUCUCAGCAAGGGGGUCAACCACCUGCGGUGCGUCAAGAUUCGCGAGAUUGUGUAUGAUGAGGCGGGCAAGAUUAAGUUGGCGGAGAGCCAGCCAAAGGUUGAGGGUAGCUAGAUAUUCUUACUCUUUCCAAAUGAAAAUUUCUUUGCAG
Bipolaris sorokiniana ND90Pr is the source of this 1459-nucleotide messenger RNA. Its product is annotated as glycoside hydrolase family 43 protein. Gene Ontology annotation, molecular function: hydrolase activity, hydrolyzing O-glycosyl compounds. The record is from RefSeq and is a predicted model, not a curated record. Bases 433 to 1422 code for a protein of 329 amino acids. Gene Ontology annotation, biological process: carbohydrate metabolic process. The transcript has a single exon. Lineage: Eukaryota; Fungi; Ascomycota; Dothideomycetes; Pleosporales; Pleosporaceae.